This is a messenger RNA of Babesia microti strain RI, 2727 nucleotides long. RefSeq names its product conserved Plasmodium protein, unknown function. The transcript has a single exon. The coding region runs from base 1 to 2727 and encodes 908 amino acids. Lineage: Eukaryota; Apicomplexa; Aconoidasida; Piroplasmida; Babesiidae. The record is from RefSeq and is a predicted model, not a curated record.
AUGGACUAUAACGCGUGGGGAAACUGCCAACUGACACGAGAGCAGACACUGGGUCUCUACGCCACUACAACAGUGGCCCUAUGGGUCACUGGUAAGCCCAGAUCCUUAUUCCUACUAGUAAAUUUCCUCUUCUCGCUUGCCUACCUAUUCAUUUACCUUAUCAAAUUUCUUACCUACCCAUCUUCCACUAUCUUCCAUCAACUAUACUUAGAAGGGAUUCAUUGUCGCCACUAUUCCUCCAAAUUGGACGUAGAAUUGUCCCAACUUAAGUCAAUUAUUACCCUGUUACCUAAAUUUUUGACAAAAAACAACAACAGGGAGCUAUUAAACAAACGCAAAGACCUUAUAACACUUAUCACCGAUAUAUAUAAUAUAUACUCUUCACUGUAUCUAUAUACCAAUCAUGGGCAAAAAUCAUUGACUAGAGACCAGACCAAGUUAUAUACCCUGCUAAAGUUGACACUGAAAGGACUAGGCAAUAUUCCAUGCAUAAUAAAGGGCAGGGGUAAUAUCAGGACCAAGGUGGCCCAUAUUGACAUAUACGAAGACAUUAACUCCUACACCAAUAUUCAGGUAAAUAAUUUGUGUAAGUUAUUCAAAUGUGAAGAGGUGCCGUAUUUGGAGCCAAGUAAGAAUUCACUACUGGCGACUAGUGGCGAUAUAAAAUUGAACUUUUUGUCAAUGUUUUACUAUGAAAAUGAAGCAUUCACCAAAUUUGUUACCGCCACUUAUAAAGAUGGCUACCUAAUAUUUGAUCUGGACGCCAGUGAAUGUGAUAAUACUGAUAGUUUGAAGGGACAUAUUGAAUGGGUAACAACGGUUUCAACAAUUGCGCAAGAGGUACUGGCAGCAUAUUUUGAGUUUUCGUCUUUGACCCCUAUGCACAUAAUAAUGGGGUUAGUAACUGGGCAAUUUGAUAUGUUGCUGGGUAGCAAUAAGUUGCUAAAGUAUGAGGCAAUAAUGCGUCUAAAAUGCAAGAUUGAGAGGAUUGUUACGGAGGAUUCGGAAAUCGAUUCUUUGUUCUUUCCAUCUGCCGCCCUAAUUGAAAAGAUUAAUGCUAAAAGCAAGCCUAUUAUUCUAGAUGGGGAACAACCGAAAUUUUUUAGGUCUGUUCCCAAAUUUAACCUACCAAGCGAUCGUCGCUGGCUUAAUAUAAUAUCGCUUAUGUUUGGUAGUGAUAUCUACGCUAAAAUGUACGUGGGUAGCUACUACAAGUCAGAAAAUAUCAUGUUACUCUUUUGUCCCAACGCCGUGUACCACGAAAACCUUGUAUUAUACUUUGAAACCAAUAGAUUUUACUACAAAUGUGGCUACUCCGUCUGGGCAUACAAUUAUGCAGGAGUGGGUGAGUCAGUUGGAAUUACCACAUUGAAGCAGGCCAAAAAGGAUGCCUGUAAUAUAGUUAAAUAUAUUAUUUCCGGUCUUGAUGAUGGCCAUCUUUAUAUGUCUGGCCGGUCAAUCGGAGGAUCUGCCUGUGCCGUAGCUGCUGCAACGAUCAGAGACUCAAAGAUAAAACUCGCUAUACUAGAUCGUACACUUGGUGACAUUCAGGGGUUAGCCAGAGAAAUGUAUGGAAAAUGGAUUGAUGUCGGUAUAGCCAUUUACCCGGUACAAGGGCCAUGCCCUAUCCAGUGCUAUAUUUCGGUGGAUAAAAUGGAUAAGUUGUUGGAGUUUGAUCCACACGAUGAAAUAAUUAUGUUACCGUUCAGUUUGGCCUCCAAUGUGGCCGAGGUACUGGUUCAGGCCUUUGACGUGUACAAGGGCAAACGUAUAACUGAAUUAUGGGAACCAAACACAAGGUACUCGAACAUGAUCGCUGCCAGUUAUUCAAGGUUACUCAAAGAAAUGCCAAAGGAGGUUGAGUUUAUUUCCCACGGCUUAAAUGCUUGUGGUUGCAGUUUUUUUGACAUAUAUACCACCUACUACCAUACACCCAUGCUAUAUAGAUCGGCUCUAGAGGCCUUUGUAUCGAUUGGAGCUAUUUGGGGGUCUGUAAAUCCUAUAUCCACAGGCUACAAGUUUAACUUUGAUAAGUACAGGUAUUUUCAAACACAACUGAUCGAAUAUUUAAAAGAAAUGACGACUAGUGUUGGAUGUGGCGAUAUGUUGCCCGUAGAUAGGCAAUUGGUAGUUGACAUGAUGAUAUUUGUAGGCACUUUGAUAAAAAAGCCACAGUUCUACAUUGCGGACGAGACUAUUUUUCUGGAUAUUAAAAGUGUUGAGCCAAUUGAGAGGGAGGAACCCAUGGGAGAUUCUUUCCUAUUUACAGAUAGUGAUAUUGCGUAUUUCACCCCUGGAUUUGGCAAACCAGAUGUUUGGGCUGGGAGGCAGAACAAAUUCGUCGAAUUUUCUGAGGGCUGCGAAUUUGACAUUGGAGAAAUAAGCUUUGACAAAUUUGCCGCCUGGAUGAGAUUGUGGUGGAGGAUCCAAAUUAUGUGCGCCAAGAAACUCCUCAAAGGAAUUGUGGGAAAGAGUGAAAAGCCAAAGUGCAACACCGCAGCCAACGUCCUUUGCACCUUCUUUGAUGAGUUGCUUAUUACUGCUACUGGUAGAUCGUAUGGCGAAGGAGAAGUCAAAAAAUUGGAUAAUUUUGUGUUUAAGGAAGUCUGUGACCUUGAUUCCAAGAGGGGGAAGCUGAUGCCCAUCAGUUGUGGUCACAAUGGGCAUCACUCAGUGAGGGAGAACAGCAUGCUAGCGAUUUACUUGUCGGAGCGCACAAAAUUUUAA